UCCGCUCUUUAGAUCUCCCAGCGAUCUCCUGACCGUACCAUCUCCGGCAUAUUACUGGUGAGUCGGCGCCCGAUAUUCUCUGUCUUGGAUCGUGUGGUCUUUAUAUAUCUAAUCUAUUCGGUUUACACGGUGGUCUCCGGAUCAAAAGAUUGAUGUUGUACAUUAAGUGGCGAGCUUAACAUCUGUAGGGGCUUGUGGGUUUUACUUGUGGUCAUCGUCAGUAACAGUUUCCUUGGACUGAAUUUUGAAGAGGGCAUAUCUUAACAGUCCUAUUGGUCAAUGUAACAACGUGCAAUUACUGAAUCAGAGAAGGAUCACUGCCAAAACAAGGAUAAAAAUGUCUUUCCAGAAUCAAAGUUUUUUGAUGGCGAAGGGUACCGAGUGUCCAAAUGAUGGUGAGAUGAACUAUGAUAAUUCUUCUAGAAUCGACCCAAAGCAUUCUCAUCUAUGGUCCAUGGAUGGUCCUGAGGCAGAGUUUUUCCCCAAUAAGAAACAGGCGGUCGAAGUUCCAAACAACAAUUUUUUCACGGGGUUGUUAAAUUCUGACGCUUCUCCAUGGGGCCAUGUUCCCGGUUUUCACACAUUCUCUGGGCAAUUGACUGAGAGGUUUUUUGAUUCAGAGACACCUAGUACUGACAAUUUUGAGGAUAGAAACAUUCCACCUGUUAGCACAGGAAAAAUCAGCAUGGAGGGAAAGACAAUCAAUGAUCUAUUUGUUGGUGAUUCUUCAUUUGGUUUAUCUAUUUCACAAAAGGUGGAUGAUCCUAGAUCUGGUUUUAAUCAUGGUGGGAUUAGAAAAGUGAAAGUCAGUCAGGUUAAGGACUCUGAGAAUGUAAUGCCUGUGGCAAUGGGACAUGCCUAUUGUCGGUUAGAUAGUGACACAAUAUCGGGCACUGAUGCUUAUGACAAGGGAGAUGAAAGCUCUAUAUCAAUGGGUCUUGCUUAUGACAAAGGGAAUGACAAUAUGAUGCCUACAGGUGACUCCUGUGAUAGGGGAAAUAACUUUUUCGUAAAGCUCUUUAACAAGGGGAAUGAAAACAUAUCGAUAGGGCCCAUGUACAAAGAAAAUGACAGUAACAUUGGUAAGAUAGCCAUUGGUCAAGCAUUCAGCAGGGACGACAGCAAUAUCAUGUCAAUAAGACAAACCUAUUGCCAGGCAGAUGAUGACAGUAUAUCAACGAGGCACAUCCACAAUAAGGUUGAUACGGGUUCCUUAUCAAUGGACCACACAUAUAACAAAGGUGAUAGCAAUAAUUUAGUUAUCGGUCACACUUAUAGUGAGGGAGAGGGCACGAUAAUAUCCUUUGGUGGCUACGAUGAUAAUACAGAUAACACUUAUGAACUGUUGGUGGGUCAGCCUUCCAUUCAGAGAUCAGAAACGGUGAAUGAGAACGAAUCAACUAAAUCAAAUGCAGAAGCAAUGGCAUCCGCUGCCCAUGUAACUGCUUCUGGGGCGGAAACUUUUUCCAAGAAGAAAGAGGACCUUAAAGCAUCUAAGAAGGUACCACCAAACAAUUUCCCUUCAAAUGUCAGAAGUUUGCUAUCCACUGGUAUGCUAGACGGGGUUCCUGUAAAGUAUAUUGUAUGGUCACGAGAGAAGGAGCUCCGUGGUGUUAUAAAAGGUUCCGGUUAUUUAUGCGGAUGUCAGUCUUGUAAUUUCUCAAAGGUUAUCAACGCUUAUGAGUUUGAGCGGCAUGCUGGUUGCAAAACAAAACACCCAAAUAAUCACAUAUACUUCGAAAAUGGGAAGACUGUUUAUGGGGUUGUACAAGAACUUAGGAGUACACCUCAGGAUAUGUUGUUUGAAGUUAUUCAAACAAUAACUGGUUCACCUAUCAAUCAGAAGUCUUUCCGCCUUUGGAAAGAGUCCUUUUUAGCUGCUACUCGUGAACUUCAGCGCAUAUAUGGAAAGGAUGAAGGGAAGCAAUUUUCAUAAAAGCAUCCCUGUUAAAGUAUGGUAGCAUAGCAUAAUCUAUAUUUUGUGUACAGAAGUUAUCUUUUUUGCGAAAUCUUUUUUGUACUCAUUAAUGGUGAUGUUAAAUGUUUUUCGAAACUGAAGAAAAUUGCUUCUUACAACACGUUUUUUUGUAUUUUUGCUUUGCCCCUACCAUCAUCACAUGUUCGUCUUAGCUAAUCAAUGUCUCUGAUUUAAACUUCAAGGUUAGUUUUAUUCUCAAUAUUAUCUGACCUAGAUUAACUUUAGAAUUGAUCUAAGUAUGUUUUCCUGA
Messenger RNA from Tripterygium wilfordii, 2228 nucleotides. RefSeq lists its product as uncharacterized. Bases 338 to 1936 code for a protein of 532 amino acids. The transcript has 6 exons. The record is from RefSeq and is a predicted model, not a curated record. Lineage: Eukaryota; Viridiplantae; Streptophyta; Magnoliopsida; Celastrales; Celastraceae.